This is a messenger RNA of Paramecium octaurelia, 479 nucleotides long. The record is from the annotation of a GenBank genome assembly. Lineage: Eukaryota; Ciliophora; Oligohymenophorea; Peniculida; Parameciidae.
AUGUAUGCUCAGUUGCAUGUAUAAUUUUAUUUCUACUCUGAUGUUUUAUGGUUACAGUCAGCUGUUAUACUUGAAACAAUAAAUGGUGGCACUAUUGAAAUGAAUAAUUAUUAAGUCCAAAGCUUUGUAGCCAUGUAUGAAUAUUUGGUUUAAUAAGAUUAAAUUUAAGAAAAUUUGUGUCCAUUAAUUAAUACAUCAAAUAAUACUUUUAGUUCUUCAUUAAUUUCCUUUUGGAGAUCAUGUACUGUAGAGAAGGAUUGCAUAAUAAAGAAGGAUGAAGUCAAUAAAUUUACACAGUGUAUUGAAUUGUAAAAUGUUGUUACUUUAGCAUUAUUGGACAAAAUAACAGUGAUAAUUAAUUGAAAUGAAGAAGAAUCUUUCAAUCCCUAUAAAAUUUCAUAAUUACUGGGCAAUGAGGAUACCACCAAUUGCUUUAUUAUUGUGAAUAUAUAACCUGGUACUUAGAAAAAUACUCGAAU